AAAAACACACAGUACCUUUGAGUUUCGGCAACCCCAAGUGGCGGCGCGCAUUGAGGCAUGGCGGCCAUCUCGAUCGCAAGGGACAGUGACGCUCUUGAAAAUGCCACGAGACAUGCUCAUGGCACAGAUGAACGACAUGACAAUGAGGCUAACACGUCCGACCAGUCUCGCUCGCCUAACAGUCCAUUCGCCGACCGAACGUCGGUGUCGUCGCCUGCAACUUCUUCGUCGACAGGCGGCGGUGUGCCACCUCGACUCAUGCGAGCGAGGACGCGUUCGUCCUCUUCUGUUUCCAUCAAAAGUGGUGGGGACGACGACAUGGACGACGCCGAUGAUGGGAACCGCUCAGAUUCCUCGAUUGUCUCUGCUCCCGCAGCAACAGCAACGACCUUGGCCAAGAAGCCAUAUGUGAUGGGCACGGCCGAAAGCAAUGGUUUGCGGCGAACGGUGAAAGUUGUAGUGCAACGAACGACGGACGUCGAGCAACGAUUGCCCCAAAUGGUGCACAAGAUAGGGGUGAUUGUGGAAACCCCGCGCCAUCCAAACACGUGGUUCCGUGUGCGGUUCCGCAGCGGCAAGAUCCAUACCUUCCGAGCGUCGGGGCUGAAGCCAUUGAAGGAAGCGCAAGCGGAUGGAGACAACGUGGACCUGAGCGAAAUCCCCGACGACCAGGACCUCGGUCCUCCGAGCGACGACGACCAUGAGUCUGGGUCGGCCCCACCGCCGCCGCCUCCACCGCCUCCUUCCGACGACACUAGUCGCUUUGAAAAGCACGACAAGGUCACAAUCAAGCUUGUGGACCCGACCAAGCGCGAGCUCUCGGACCUUCGCGUUCAUAAUGGCAAAGACGGCGUCGUCCAAGAGGUACUUGCACAGGGCGGGUACAAAGUAGCGUUGAGCGGCGCGGGGACUCGGAAAGACGAGUCAACAGUCAUCUUGGUUAAGCAAGCCAAGCACCUGCGGCGGUCGAAUGCGGACGACGGCGCCGCCAACAACGUCGACAGCCACGACGAAAGCGGCGCCACCGCCAUGUCCGACGACGAGGACGAGGUGACACCGUCCAAGGCGAUCCCGGCCAACGACAUUGACGAAGGGUCGGACGGGGACAACGAAGAGGAGGAGGAACCGGCGGACGAAGAGCCGAGUCGGCCUCGCAAGGCCAAAAAGAAGGAGUCGGGGUCGCUACUGUCGGACUUGGACACGGACCUGUGGAUCGGGCGGCGGGUGCGCAUCAACGUAGGCAAGUUCUCGGGACAGGCGGCGCUCGUGCUCAAGUCGGGCAACGGAUGGGUUCAGCUCAAAAUGGAGGGCGGCCACGAAGCCACCGCCAAGCGCGCGUACGAGCUGACGCUGCUCGAGACCCUCUCGGCUAUUCAACUGGCGCCGCCAUCCACCGCCGCCGCUUCGGACAACAAAUCCGAGCCCGACAACGACGUCGACAUGGAGGAGGACGCCGAGGACAGCGGGUCGGAGCAUGGGCGCGUGGCGGGCAGCGGACUGCGGCGGCGCGGCCAUUAUGCGCAGUCGUGGAUCGAGCGCAAGGUGUACUUGCCAGGGAACCACGGCACGGGUAUCGUCAAGAAGGCGGACCGCGACGUGUGCACGGUGGAGGUGGAGAACGCGAGCAAAAGCAUCAAAGUGUUCAAGAAGCAGGAGCUUGUGCUCAUCGAAGACGACUUUACGAUCACACAGCACCGACACCACCGCCGCCCCAACAAGGCGGCCACCAAGCUCAACCUCCCCGACGGCGUCGUGUUGAUGGGCAUCACCACGCAACGGUACACGUUGUUUCAAGACCAAGUGAAGAAACAUGUGACACGGCGGCGCGAUAAGAUCAAGAUGCGACCGAAUCUGAUGGAAUGGCAGUCGACGCUCGACACACGGCUGCACACGUCCGUGGCCGCCGACGACUUGGCCGACGUCAUCGACUUGUUCGUUUUGCCUUCGUGCGCCCUCUGCGGCGUUGAGAAGCAGGAACCGGAUGGGGCGUGCUGGAAUGUGCAAUGUCCGCGCUGUCCUGUGUUUGAUGCAGAUGCGGCCAACGGAGUGCGUGGGUGCAGCAGACUACCCCUCAAACCAUUGACCGACCGGUAUGUGUCGUUGAAAGCUCAAAUCCCCGAUGUCGUCGAAUCCUCCUUCUCGACGGCAGCACCCCCAGAGCCCGAAACCACCACGUCGAAUCAACAACCGGUACACGAUGAGCUAUGAUAUAUAUAGCUGCUAAACACUAGCAUAUCGGACAGUGUAUGAUGACCUCAUGAUGCAGGAUGCUGCCGCCUCACGCAAACGCAGACGAAAAGACUCCCUGUCUUCGACUGUCGAUGUCGACGACAAGGACGGGGUGCCGCCACCCCCAUCACCUGCACCACCCGUCCAAGCAGGUCCUAGCGCAUGGAGGUCCGAAGAACCUGGCCUGCCGCCACAUGUGGCGCCUCUCAAGGUUGAAGCGCCGAUGGAGCCUCCGUCCAUGACACCUUCGCAAGGGUCGCCCUUGCCGUCGUCUGGUGCCACAAUGCCUACGUUUCGGCCAGCGUACGAAAGCGUGUUUUCCAAAAAAAUGUAGAAAUCACAUUUUUUCCAAAUCUAAUUCAGGUUGUUUUCAUUUUUCUUCCAAAA
Aphanomyces astaci is the source of this 2616-nucleotide messenger RNA. RefSeq lists its product as hypothetical. Bases 58 to 2208 code for a protein of 716 amino acids. The record is from RefSeq and is a predicted model, not a curated record. The transcript is spliced from 6 exons. NCBI's taxonomy places the organism in Eukaryota, Oomycota, Saprolegniomycetes, Saprolegniales, Verrucalvaceae.